AUGGAGUGCGCGUCCCCGCCACCCCGCGUCGCCAUUUUGAUUCGAAAAAAUAUGACUGAGUUUUUCCUGCUUUGCAUGCUAAACUUAGCUCCGCGUUUGAAUUUCGUCCGAAUCAAACGCGCUUCUUGCGAACGAACAGACAACGGGGCCAUCGAUGCCCGACAAGCCGUCCGGGGUCCGGUAACUGCUUCUCGGGGGGGAUUUUAAAGCCACGUUUUGGACUUAACGUCGGGGGCUAACUUGAAGCUAACAGACAGGCAGCCUCCUGUGCUGAUUGUCGCAGGCAGCAGGCUGACGAGCGUGUUCUUCAAAACAAAUCACCAGACAUACAAGGCUCAUGCAUUGAAGCGAACGCGGCUAAUUGUUAGCUGGGGGGGGGGGGGGGAGCUAGUGACCAAGGACUGGGGGAAGGAAACAAACAAACAAAACAAAACAAAAAAAAAAACUCCCGUAACGUUCUAACGCAGAAAAAAAGAAGAAACACGAAGGGGAUAUUCUAUCAAAGUUACAAGACGCAAGGGCAUUAUCAAAUAUCGGUACGUGGUAUCAGCGAGUACUCAAAUGGUUUUGGUGAGCCUUCCAGUGUCCCAUCUCCAAAAGAGGCCUGCGUUUUAAAGGGAGACCCAUGCUGAUAAAUGCCAGGCCUCGGCACGCUUUCUGUCUUCUGCACGAACACAAAUGCCUGCCUGCCCGCGGGGGAGGUCUGAUUAAAGAUAUCCACAUUUCAUUCACUGGGCUGCGUACCCCACCCCGGCGGCCAUCAUGUUUUGGAAGUUCGACCUGCACACCACCUCCCACAUCGACCAGCUGCUGGACCGGGAGGACGUGACGCUGCGCGAGCUGAUGGAGGAGGACGACGUGCUGCAAGAGUGCAAGGCGCAGAACCGCCGCCUGCUGCUCUUCCUCUCCCAGGACCACUGCAUGCAGGAGCUGGUGGGCCUCAUCACCACAGAACCACCCGCAGACCUGGAGGAGAGGAGCCGCUUUAAGCUUCCCAACGUCGCGUGCGAGCUCCUGACCUCGGAUGUGUCCCUCAUAAACGAUAAGCUGGGCGGAGAAGAGUCUCUCCUGGAGGUGCUGUACCACUUCCUGGACCAGGACCCGCCCCUCAACCCGCUGCUCGCCAGCUUCUUCAGCAAAACCAUCGGCAAUCUGAUCGCCAGGAAAACGGAAGAGGUGAUCACCUUUCUCAAGAAGAAGGAAGGCUUCAUCGGUCUGGUGCUGAAACACAUAGAUGCGUCCGCUAUGAUGGACUUGCUCCUUCGCCUCAUCAGUUGUGUGGAGCCUGCCCCCUUGAGGCAGGAGGUCCUCCACUGGCUGAAUGAGGAGAAGCUGGUACAAAGACUCAUAGAGCUUAUCCAUACCGGUAAAGACGAGGAGAGACAAUCAAACGCAUCCCAAACACUUUGUGACAUUAUUCGCCUUAGCCGAGACCAGGCCAAUCAGAUGCAGGAGAACACGGAGGCCGACCCGCUAUUGGCCGCGCUGGAGUCACAAGAAACUGUAGCGGGACUCCUCAAGAACAUGUUCGAGGGCGAAAGGAACGAGGCUUCCAUCGUAAACGGAACUCAAGUGCUACUUACCUUACUGGAGACCAGGAGGUCCGGGUUGGAAGGGCUGAUGGAUCUGUAUUCUCAGGGUUAUGAAAGGUCUUACACUGUCAACAGCAGUAUUUUAAAUGCCAUUGAGCCCCAUUUAAAGGAUUUCCAGCAGCUUCUUCUGGAUCCCCCAAAGAAAGGUGCAAUACUGACCACCGUCGGCGUUCUAGAUCAGCCACUGGGGAACGCUCGCCUUCACGUGGCCCGACUGGUGGCUGCCCUCCUGCAGACCACUUCCCCCAGCAUCUGCCAGGAGCUCUGCGACCUCGGCACCGUCGACCUACUACUGGAUCUGUUCUUCAAAUACUCGUGGAAUAACUUUUUGCACUUCCAAGUGGAGCUCUGCGUGGCGGCCAUCCUGAACCAUCCCUCCUCUGAGGAGCGGCCCAACCCGGGCCUACAGAACCACGACGGGCAGCGGGCGAGCCCGACCGUCGAAACUCACGCCGAGGCGACGGAGUCGGGCGGGACAGAGGACCCGCAGACCUCCCUCCACAAUACCCUCGUGGCACACCUUUUCCAGAAGUGUCGAUUGGUACAAAAGAUCCUCGAUGCCUGGGAAGAGAAUGAUAAAAUACAGGCUGAGGGUGGCACCAGGAGAGGCAACAUGGGUCAUCUGACCAGAAUUUCCAACACGGUGGUCCAGAACCUGGAGAAGGGACCCGUACAGGCCCAGAUCGCUGACCUCAUCAAAGAGCUGCCUGAGGACUGCAGAGGUCGCUGGGAGAGCUUCGUGGACGAGACGCUGAGAGAAACGAACAGAAGGAACACUGUAGAACUGGUGAGCACGCACAACAUGCACUCGUCCAGCGAGGACGACGACAUGGAGAGCCCCUUCCCCAACGACCUGUCCCUCCAACAGGCUUUCUCUGACUAUCAGAUCCAGCAGAUGACCGCCAACUUCGUGGAUCAGUUCGGGUUCAACGACGAGGAGUUCAGCGAACACGACGAAAACAUCAACGCCACAUUUGACAGAAUCGCAGAAAUCAACUUCAAUUUAGAUUCCGAUGAUAACAGUGCCAAUGCGGCUGCUUUCGAGGCCUGUUGUAAAGAGAGGAUACAACAGUUCGACGAUGCUGACGAGGAAGAGGAUAUUUGGGAAGAGAAGGAGAUAAACUAUGCAACACAAGCGAAAUCCAGAACAAGGUUCGGCGUGUCCCAAACCUCGGAAGGAAGUUCUCGGAGCAGUCUGGAAAACGGCGGACAGGAGCAAGACCGCGGCUCCGAAUCCGACGAGGAGGAAGACUUUGAGCGGAACGCAUCGGACGCAGGUCCAGGCUGGACAGCAAAUUUCAGGGACUCUGACGGGAUCGCGUCAUCCCAGGCCGCGUCAGGGUGGGACGCGCUUCCCGCCGGCGGCGGAAACGAGACCCAGGAAACGGGCUGGGCCCAUUUCACGGCAUUCCAGCCUUUCUCGAGUACAGAGACCGAGCCCAGGUGCAGCUCCCCCGUGGACGCCGGAGGCAGCGACGCAGAUAAAGAAGCCAAACAAAACCACGAGAAGAGCGACGCCGGCUCCUCUCCCCACGCGGGGCCUUCGGGGGAUGCGACAAAGGCUCCUCCCGCCGCCUCGGACGGCGGCUCGCCCGGAGGGUCCGACGGCGAGGAAGCGGUCCCCGCCGCGACUAUCGUCUCAAAACCGGUCGCCCUCUCGAGUGAGGAGAGUCCCGUGUCCCUGGAGAAACUCUCUCUGUCAGAUCCUCCCGAAGCCUCUGAGCAGAAGCAGCCUCCUGAGGAAUUGCCCGUAACCCCACAGACUGACAGGAAAGACGAGACGCCACCGCCCCAAGAAGUGGCCGUCAACGGGCCGGUGCGAGCGCACGCGUCGGCGGGGGAUCUUAACAACGAACUGUAAGCCUCCUCCCAGAGUGACUCCUUUGAAAGUAAACCUCAGUGCAACUCCAGUGUUUUGACCGAAUCACUCUGCCACGUUAUCGGACCCGGACACUGCCAAUCGACACCACUAACGAGGCGGCGGAACAUGUACAAAAAGAAAUUAUAUAUAUGAAUAUAUAUAUAUAUAUAUAACAGAAAAAGGACAAAAACACAGAACAGCGUGUAGAUCUUCAAAGCCUUUUUUUCCCCCCUCCCGUGUUGCACAUAAAAAUGUGCGGUUUUAAUGUAGCAGCAAUCUUUGAGGGGGCGGGGGUUAACAACAACAUCAUCAUUUUUUUAUGUCCGAAACUAUUUCUCUCUUAUUGGUAGAACGUGACAGUUAGGCUUUUACAUUGUCGCAACAUGUCGGGAUAGCACAGGAUACUAUUUUGUCUUUGUUUUAAAUGCGCCUCAAUAACAAUAAGCGGUUUAUUUGUUUUUGUUCUUGACAAAGCACUUGUUCAGCCAUUUCCUGCCUGUUGUAGCACAAUAUCAGUGUUUAGUCACCUUUUGCAGGCUGUAUGUUUCCACUCACUAGCAUCUUGGUUUCACUCUCUUGGAGUUUCUUAAUUUUCUUUUAUUGUUGUUGUUUUUUUGGGGGGGGGGGGUAGUGGUUCGGUUGCCGUUAAAAGGUCCUUCUUCACCGGGUGUCUGAGUGCGUCACGAAGGAUGAGGGUCAACGAACAGAACUGUAUUAUUAGUAUUAUUGUCUUUAGCUCAUUCAUGUGCAAUAACGUCAAUUAGUCAUUUUCUUAAUUUAAAUUGAACCUAUUUUAAAAGAAGUCAAGCUCGCAGUUGUUUGUGGUGUUGCUUGAAUUGAAAUUGUUUUCAUGUUUUAUUUUUUAUUUUAAUUUUUUCAAUUGAGCGCAUGUGUAAGCGAGCUCGCUAGUGAGCUCAGACCUCGUGAUUGUAUCGAUCUUAACCUCCUCCCCCGUUUAUUUUUUCAAUCAGACAAAUGUUAUCUACCUAAUAUCCAAUUGCUAAUCUACAUUUACAGGUCAUUUUACAAGCAAUCUGAAAUGCUGUGCUAGUCUGUUUCUAUCUCGCUCGCUCUCCACUAAGCACACAGGAUAUAAGUGGCAUCUGGAAGGAGUGACGCUGUAUUUUUGUUUUCUUUUCAGAGAUGAAUUUUAUUUGAUCUCUUGGCUGCAGGAUCGAGGGGGAGGGGGGGGGGGGAACGAGGGCAGGGUUUGAGCAGUGGUCCGGGCCUCUUGGUGUACUUAAUUAAAAAUUACUUGACAGCGAUCAGGUUCUAUGAUUCAUUGUUCAAACAAAUUAAAAGUGUCUGGUUGACCACGUUAAUACCAAAGCGAUGGACGUGUCCGUCUCGUUAUUUGGAUGGUUAAAAGUACAUUCGGCAGAAGGAAGCGACCGCUGGGUUUCGUGUCAACGGUAGGUUGCAACUGAGUGACUGGAAGAGUCACAGAAAUGCACAGAAGUUGUCCUUUGAGAAAAAAAACCGAAACUUGAGUAAGAGUAAUAGAAAAGGAAGGAAUGUGUAGAUUUUGUACAGUACAGUAGUUAAGUAGAAUGGGAGUGUAAAGUCUGUUUUUAGCUGUAUUGUUCUCCAAGUGUCUUAUAAUGUACAUAUACUCUUAUUUCAAUUGUUAGUGAUUUUUGUAAUUGUGAAAGCAAGGAGUUAAAGAUUAGGCGAAAAUUAGGAUAGGCAAGUUUGGCGCAGGGUUUGUUGGAACCAGCGAGUCACAACCCGGAUUCGGAUGAACUGCGGAGGUUCCGCAAGACGCAAAUCGCGCGGGCGUGCGUAAUAGCCUUUUUCCGCAGCAUUUGGAAUGCCCGGAACGAGCCGUCGAAACCCCGACGUGACGGCAAAGUGUCCGUACGUCUCCUCGCUGCGCUCCUGGCGUUGAUUUUAUUUGAACAACAUUCAAUAUACGCUCGAGUUGAGCGGCGUCGACGUGCCGCCAGACGCCGCAUCUAACGGGCGAGAGAGUUCGGCGGAGUGAUUUGAGUGUAAACGGCAAUGCAGUUGUGAUCCAAAUUAUAAGAACAUUUUUUUGUGGAAAAAUGUCAAGAAUUGGCAUUUUGCACUGUUUUAUCUUAAAAAGGUGGUAGGUAGAGCUUUAGAAUGAAAUAGGAUGUUCAUCAGCCGAUGAAACGUUUAAGACUAUAGCACAAAAAACCCUAAAUAGAAGUUAAACUAAUAAUAAUAAUUUUAAAAAAGCAGUCAAAAAUGAGUAGGUCCACCAUUUUUGUGAUGAAAUUUGUUUCGGCAUGCACAACGCUGGUGUUUCCAGGAGGUUUACGGGAACGUUGCUGGAAGCGGUGAAAGAUGACUUCACCAAGGGUAUCCAACUGCGUGGAACAGAUUUUUGAAUUAGUUUUUUGUUGUUAAUUGUUCUCUCACAGAUGCAGUCUGUCUUUUGGGGGGGGGUCUAGCACUUUUUAGUUGUGAAACCCUCAGGAUCUUUGAAGGAAUUGAAAAUGUCUGUCUUACUGUGUUGCGAGAGGCCUUGCUUACGUAGCUCUACAAUCCAAAACGUUGAAAAACAAAAAGCUUUUUUGCUUUUGUCAUCAGGAGGUCAUGCCAAAAUGCAAUUUUUUGGGGGGCUUUUUAAUGGCUGUGGUCUUAAGCUUUGAAUGAGUUGAUACGCAGCCUAUUGUUGUUUGCAAUAAAUGGCUUAAAUGUAUUUUGUCAUUUGUUUUUGCAACUCAACUAAGACGCUUUUUAAGAUAAAAGAGUGCAAAAUGCUAAUUAUUUCAACUGGUCUUAAAAUUUGGAUCAGUAGUCUACAAAGACACGAACAAACGUAGUCGAUACGCCAGCGCGCUGCGACAGCCCGGCUAAACGACACGCCUACGUAGCGACUCAGUCGGCGGGGGCGACGUUCCCGUCAAAGGCAAUGCAUGUGGAUUUCAAAGAAAUCAUGUGAUUGUUUGGCAACCUAUUUUCACAAGUUGCCUUUUUUUGUUUACGGUCAAAUGCACCAAAUUUGGAGAGGAAAAAAAAGAGCUCCAUUUAAGGAUUGGAGAAAUAACAGACAAGGAAUAGACUUUGUUGUGAAAAUGAUGAGUGGCACUUACCGAGGUGAAAAGUUCCCAUUUAUUGACAUAGAAUUUGUAUGGAAUUUAGUAAUAUUUUUGUGUGAAAUGGGUUGUUUAGUUGAGUUUUUUCAACAGUGUUGCGCGCAAGCGAUGCGGUUGAUUUUGUGCGCAAAUAAAUAUCCGCAAAGGUCGAAUCACGGCAACCGGAUUGUUCCUUUGUGGAACAAGUUGCCGAGCCCCAGUUGCCUCGAUUGAACUUUUGCGGAUGACUUGAAUGACUGAGAAUCUGCACAAAGUUUCUAGUAGUACUUGUUUGAAAUCUGAAAUAAAGUUUUUUUGAAUUUUGA
Phyllopteryx taeniolatus (common seadragon) is the source of this 6823-nucleotide messenger RNA. RefSeq names its product protein phosphatase 6, regulatory subunit 2a (gene ppp6r2a). Gene Ontology annotation, molecular function: protein phosphatase binding; protein phosphatase regulator activity. The record is from RefSeq and is a predicted model, not a curated record. Lineage: Eukaryota; Metazoa; Chordata; Actinopteri; Syngnathiformes; Syngnathidae. Gene Ontology annotation, cellular component: nucleus; cytosol. The transcript has 25 exons. The coding region runs from base 763 to 3453 and encodes 896 amino acids.